AUGGACGAAGCCUUGGAAAUUGUACAAAACUGGUGUAGGACGAGGGGACUGAUGGUAAACCCCACAAAGACCUCGGCCAUGAUCUUCACCAGAAAAUACAAACCGGAACCCAUUGAGACAUUAAGGCUCUGGGGAAAGGAAAUAAAUUAUGUAAAUUCAGUAAAAUAUUUGGGGGUCCUAUUAGACCCCAAAUUGAGCUGGAAACCACACCUCGAGGAAAAGAGGAAGAAAUUCUACACCUCUAUGUGGGCGUGCAGGAGAGCCAUGGGAAAGAACUGGGGACUAAACCUCAGGACAGCCUUAUGGCUAUACAAGAUGGUAUUGUUACCAAGACUCACGUAUGCAGCAGUUGUCUGGUGGUUGAGGGCGGAAAAGGUGGAGGCACGGAAUCUGCUUAAAAGCCUACAGGGAGGAUACCUAAGGGCUGCAGCGGGGGCCAUGAAUACUGCACCAACUGAGGCGCUGCAAAUAGCACUCAGUAUUCCGCCCCUAAACCAGGUGAUUAAAUACACAGCCAGGCAAACAGCAUACAGAUUAAGAUGUCAGGGUGAGUGGAAGGAAACCAGGACCGGUCACACAAGACUGGGACUUUCUGACAGACACCCUUUCAAUCUAAAACAAGACAGGAUCCCCAGAAGACAUCAGUUGGUGAAGAAUUUCAAAGUUCAAAUACCGACUAGGGAGGACUGGAGCAAGCAUGACUAUAAAGCCAAUCCAGAUGUGGACACUUGGUUCACGGAUGGAUCGGGAGCAAACGGACGAUAUGGGGCAGGUAUUUAUGGGCCCAAUAUCAACCACAAGGUAAGCAUACCAAUGGGUGAGCUGGCCACAGUGUUUCAAGCUGAAGUGCUGGCCAUCCAGAAAUGUGCGGAACUCCUGCUAAAGGGGAAAAGCAGAAAACAAAUAAAUAUUUAUACUGAUAGCAGAGCAGCUAUCGAAGCACUUGCAAGAACCUCCACAGAAUCAUCUGUGGUAUGGGACUGCAUGCAAGCACUCACAACACUAGGGGCAACUAACAAAGUAACCCUGGUAUGGGUCCCUGGACAUCAGGGGAUACCUGGAAAUGAGGGAACGGACGAGCUGGCAAAACAGGGUACUGAGAAGGCCCCGGCUGAAAGGAUCGUCGGAGUCCCAUUUUCAGCAGGAACGAAAAUAAUCAAAGAAUGGCUUGAACGGGAGCACUCGAACUCCUGGAAGGGGGCAGAGGGCUGUAAACGAGCCAAACAACUCAUGAGAUCUCCAAACCUAGCAAGAACUAGAGAGUUGCUGGCUAUGGGAAAGACUAAACUGAGAAGUGGCAUAGGCCUACUGACAGGACACUUGCCCCUCAGAGCACAUUUAUUCAAUCUAAGACUAGCGGAGCAGAAAGAAUACCGGCUAUGUGGAGAAGAAAGCGAGGACAACCUGCACUUAUUGUGCCGAUGCCCUGCACUCGCUUGUAAAAGGUACAAAUCCUGGGGACAUAUGUUUAUGACACCCAAGGAUUUUGAAAAUGCGAAGGUCAGCAGUCUAAUAAGUCUGGUAAACGACACGAGGCUGGGAUUGACUGAAUGA
Molecule: messenger RNA, 1554 nt
Organism: Cyphomyrmex costatus
Lineage: Eukaryota; Metazoa; Arthropoda; Insecta; Hymenoptera; Formicidae
Exons: 1
Coding region: 1-1554 (517 amino acids)
Biological process (GO): DNA replication, removal of RNA primer
Molecular function (GO): nucleic acid binding; RNA-DNA hybrid ribonuclease activity
Source: RefSeq, a predicted model, not a curated record